Molecule: messenger RNA, 1299 nt
Organism: Alosa alosa (allis shad)
Lineage: Eukaryota; Metazoa; Chordata; Actinopteri; Clupeiformes; Clupeidae
Product: gap junction alpha-5 protein-like
Exons: 2
Coding region: 1-1272 (423 amino acids)
Biological process (GO): cell communication
Cellular component (GO): connexin complex
Source: RefSeq, a predicted model, not a curated record
AUGGGUGAUUGGAGCCUGCUGGGGAACAUUCUAGAGGAGGUGCAGGAGAACUCCACCUCAGUGGGCAAGGUGUGGCUGACCGUGCUCUUCAUCUUCCGCAUACUGGUGCUGGGCACGGCAGCCGAGUCCAGCUGGGGCGAUGAGCAGUCCGACUUCAUGUGCGACACACUGCAGCCGGGUUGUGAGAACGUCUGCUACGACGCCGCCUUUCCCAUCGCCCACAUCCGCUACUGGGUUCUGCAGAUCGUCUUCGUGUCCACGCCCUCACUCAUCUACAUGGGCCACGCCAUGCACUCCGUACGCAUGGAGGAGAAGAGGAGGCGCAAAGAGCAGGAGGAGAGGGAGAGAGACACUGAUGAUGACCAAGCAGGAGGAGGUGGAGGGAAGGGAGGUGAGAAGGAGUACCUACAGCAGAAGUACGAGCAGGGAGGAGGAGGAGGAGGUGUGCCGGAGGGUUCCAGAAAGAUCCAGCUGCGGGGGGCGUUACUGCAGACGUACGUGCUGAGCAUCCUGAUCCGCACGGUGAUGGAGGUGGGCUUCAUCGUGGUGCAGUACCUCAUGUACGGCAUCUUCCUGAAGGCGGAGUACAAGUGCACCACGCUGCCCUGCAAGAACAUGGUGGACUGCUACAUGUCACGGCCCACUGAGAAGAACAUCUUCAUCGUGUUCAUGCUGGCCGUGGCCGGCGUCUCGCUCUUCCUCAGCGUGCUGGAGCUCCAACACCUGGGCUGGAAGCAGCUCAAGGGCUGCCUCAGGAGCUACGCUGCCAAGCAGGCCCUCCACAGCACCAACACUAACGCCAGCGCCAACCACAAGAGUACUGCACCCAUCGCCAUUGCUAGCGCCACGGCAACCGGCUCCAUGGGGAUGGAGAGUGUGGACACACCCCCCUCCCACCCUUCUCCCGGUUACACACCCCCUCCAGACUUCCACCAGUGCCUGGCAGCAUCACGCGGCUCUCUGCACGGGUCCCUGCCCCCCUCCUGCCAGCCCUUCAGCACGAGCCUGGCUCUUCAGCAGAACUCUGCCAACAUGGCCACCGAGAGACAAAUGGAGCCCACGCACACACCCGACUUCCUGCGCAUGACCUACCAGCAGCCAAUCAGCAAUGGCCUGCCCAGAGGCCUGCCCAAUGGCUGCCCUUCCCCGGGAUCCAGUCCCGCCCCCAGCCCCGCCCUGCUCCAUGCGGCUCUGCUGAAGGACAAGCGGCGUCUCAGCAAGACCAGCGCUUCCAGCAGCGGACGUGUGCGACAGGACGACCUGGCUGUGUGACACACACACACAUGCUUGCACUGCACA